AUGUAUUCAUUCAUCACUCAUUAUCAUCGUCGGCUGCUUAGUACCGAUACCGAAACCAAAAGAAAAGAAGUCACGCAACAUAAAACUUUUCUUCAAUUAUUCGUUUCGAUUGCUAAUGCUUUUAAAAUGAAAUUAAAUUAUUUCACCAUUGUACGCACAAUUGCAAGCUUACCUCGAGCGAAUAUUGAACUGGAAAUGAGAAGACUUAACGAGAGAAAACUAUUCACUAAAACACUUGAUCUCUUCGACAGACAUAAAAACUCUGAACUGUUAACAGACAGAAUUAUCGUUCAAGCACUCAAGGCUUGUACUCAAUUAAGUUCUCUUGAACGCGGUCAAGACAUUCACGAGCAACUCUCAAAUCAAUCCACUAAUAAUAUAUUCGUCCAAACAUCACUUAUACAUUUCUACAUGCAAUGUGGUCGAGUGAGCGAUGCUCAGCGUGUUUUCGAUUCCUGUGUCAAUAAAACCAUGGUUCAUUAUGGUUCGAUGAUGAAAGGUUUUAUACGAAAUAACAUGGCUGGAAAAGCGAUCGAACUCUUUCGAGGCGUAAAAGCUCCAAAUGAAGUUGUUCUUGGCCUUUUGUUUAACAGCUGUGCCCAAGUUCGAACAACGCAAGCAUUAGAUUUUGGUAAACAAGUGUGGCUUUCCACGUCAGAGAUUCAUCGUAAAGAUGAAUAUAUCGUUGUCGGUGCCUUUGAUAUGUUUAUCAAGUGCGGUGAUAUCUCCAAUGCAGAACAAUUAUUUCAUCGGAUGAAACGAAUUGCAGUUACUUACGGACAAAUGAUGAAAUGUUAUAACGAUCAUUGCAUGCCUAUGGAAACUAUUAACCUAUAUGAAAAGAUGAAGAAGGAAAAUGUUGCAGCAGAUUCAGCCGUUUUGCUUCUUGUCAUCCAAGCAUGUGCUGAAUUAGGACUUGAAUCCCGUUGUCGAUCGAUCGCGAGCCAAAUUCCACCUUCGAUGUUAUCUAAUCUGCAACUUCGAACCACCUUAAUUCAUAUGUGGGGCAAAGUGGCAUGUGUAAAGGAGGCUAAAGAUAUUUUUGACACAAUCGAGAAACCCAGUUGUACCGAAUACAAUGCUAUGAUUAAUGUAUAUGGAUUGAAUGGAAUGGGCCAUGAGUCAAUUCAGCUCUAUCAUCGAAUGCCACUGGAAAUGAGAGAUGAGAGAUCACAUGUUUGUGUGUUGAACGCUUGUUCACAUUCUGGCCUCGUUAAUGAAUGUCGCUCAAUUUUUACAACAAUUCCUAUCAAAAGCAAUUAUAUUUACACAGCAAUGGUCGAUUGCUUGAGUCGUUCAUUUUUCUUUGACGAAGCAAAACAUUUGAUCGAAGAGUUUGAGCGUCACCAAUCUCCUGUUGCACCCAUGUACAUGUCCUUGCUGUCAGGUGCUCGUAAUCGAAACGAUGUUCCUCUUGCACGACAAAUAACUCAACGAAUAAAACAAUUAGACCAUCUUGACGACGACCGUCUAGCAUCGACUUCUGUGCUUUUCACAAAUAUAUUGGCGUCAUCAGGUGACUUGGAAGAAGCAUCACAGCUAAGACGAGAAAUGAGCCAAUCAGGUAUCAAGAAAAAAGUGGGUGUAUCUUGGACUGAAGUCAACGGUGAAAUUGUGGAAUUUCGUGUUAAAGAUCGAAGGCAUCCACGAACAGAAGAAAUCUAUGAUGAACUUCAUCGGAUCGAAACAGAGCUCACUGAGCAUGGCCACAAGUUUGAUUCAAGUUGGAUAACACGUGAAAUGAUGCCUGAUGAAACUGUCGCUUCGAUUCUUAAUAGUCACAGUGAAAGAUUGGCGCUUGCAUAUCAUUUUAUUCAGCGACCAGUUCCAUCACGCAUUCAAAUCGUGAAGAAUCUUCGCAUUUGUGGUGAUUGUCAUGGUGCAAUCAAGUUGAUUAGUCGGAUUCGUCAGUGUGAUAUUAUUAUUCGUGAUACGAAUCGUAUUCAUCAUUUCUCUGAGGGAAAAUGUUCAUGUAAUGAUCAUUUCUAA
Messenger RNA from Adineta ricciae, 1989 nucleotides. The record is from the annotation of a GenBank genome assembly. Lineage: Eukaryota; Metazoa; Rotifera; Eurotatoria; Adinetida; Adinetidae.